UAAUCUGUCACAUGAUACAGUGCUCACCAUGGCUGCAGACAACCUACCAUCCGAAUUUGAUGUUAUCAUACUCGGGACAGGCCUGUCUGAGUCUGUUAUUGCAGCGGCAUGCUCCCGUGUUGGACAGAGGGUCUUGCAUGUUGACAGGAGAAACUACUAUGCUGGAAACUGGGCCAGUUUCACAUUCAAUGGACUGCUGUCCUGGAUUGAGGAGUACAAACAGGCUGGCCAGAGUGAGGAGGCUGUACAGGAGGACUGGAAGGAGAAGCUGGAGGAGGGAGAGGAGGCCCUGGCGCUCAGCUCGAUGGACACGUCCAUCUCCAACCUGGAAGUGUUCUGCUACGCCAGUGAGGAGCCUGAGGAGGAGGUGAAUGAGGCUGCGGCUGCGGCCUGGUCCGUCCCUCAAACACCAGACUCAGAGGGGGAGGUAGAGAGGUGUCUGCUCGAGAGCAGUUCUGUGGAGGAGGAAGAGCCAGGGGUGGCCAGUGACGAGGCGUCUCCAGCCUCUGGACCUGAUGCUGGGGCAGAGCAGACCCGGCAGGAGGGAGAGGUGCCCAGCCAGGCAGAGGAGACCCAGGGGAAGGAGCAGCAGGCCAGCCCCUCUCCAGCUGAGAGCCAACCAGAGCCCAAGAAAAAGAUCACCUAUACCAAGAUUGUUAAGGAGGGACGGAGGUUCAACAUUGACCUUGUGUCUAAGCUUAUGUUCUCUCGUGGCUCACUGGUGGACCUCCUCAUCAAGUCCAACGUCAGCCGAUACGCAGAGUUUAAAAACGUCACCCGCAUCCUCACCUACCGUAACGGGAAGGUGGAACAGGUGCCCUGCUCCAGGGCUGAUGUUUUUGGCAGCAAGCAGCUGACAGUGGUGGAGAAAAGGAUGCUGAUGAAGUUCCUCACCUUUUGCCUGGACUUUGAGCAGCACCCAGAGGAGUACCAGGACUUCUCGGAGCAUUCCUUCUGGGACUUCCUGCAGACCAAGAAGCUGACGGAGAACCUGCAGCAUUUCAUCCUUCACUCCAUUGCCAUGGUGAUCCCGGAGGUGUGCACGGUGGAAGGACUGAGAGCCACGCAGCACUUCCUGCGUUGUCUGGGGCGCUACGGCAACACGCCCUUCCUGUUCCCCCUCUACGGCCUGGGGGAGAUCCCUCAGUGCUUCUGCAGGAUGUGUGCUGUCUUUGGAGGGAUCUAUUGUCUUCGCCACUCAGUUCAGUGUCUGGUUCUGGACAAGGAGUCCGGCAAGUGCAAAGCUGUGAUUGACACUCAUGGUCAGAGAAUCAGCUGUAGUCACUUUGUGGUGGAGGAUGGCUACAUCGGGGCAGAGCAGAGGAAGAACACGGAUUCCAGGCAGAUAUCCAGAGCGGUUCUCAUCACAGACCGGUCAAUUCUGCCAUCCGAUUCUGAACAGCAGAUCUCCCUGGUCACUGUGCCUCCCGUGGAGCCUGGUGGUCCCCUGGUCCGUAUCAUAGAGCUCUGCUCUUCCACCAUGACCUGCAUGCUAGACACCUAUCUGGUGCACCUGACAUGUUCCUCUGCCUCUGGCUCUGCCCAAGAAGACCUGGCUCCUGUGGUGUCCAGGCUCUUCUACACACCAGCUAGUCCUGGAGAGGAACCCGCAGAAGGAGAGGAGGAGAGCAGGGGACCGACGGUGCUGUGGGCCCUGUACUUCAACAUGAGGGACACCUCUGCUGUGGACAGGAGCAGCUAUGACCUGCCCAGUAACGUACAUGUGUGUGCCAGCCCUGAUACCGCCCUGGGCAGUGACCACUCCAUCAAACUGGCCGAGGCAGUGUUCCGCCAGCUUCUCCCUGAUGAGGAGUUCUGCCCCCCGGCCCCCAACCCCGAGGACAUCAUCUACGAUGGGGACGGGCCCCAGGGGGAGGGUCCGGGCUUUGAGGAGGCUGCACCAGCAGAGGGUGCUGGUGCCCAAGGAGGAGAGAGCGCUGAGAGACAGGAGGGAAAGGAAGCAGUGGAAGAAAUGGAGGGGGCGGGAGACGCAGUAACACAGGAAACUGGGGCUGGGGAUGAGCCGAGCCUCACCAGUGAGGAAUAACCCCACGCACCCCUCCGUGUACAAACAGACUGCUGCCUUCUGCCUCAGAGUCCUGGCAUGUACAGCAGUCAGUCAGCACUCCUCUGAAGGCCUCAUGGCUGGACUCUGUGGUCUUGGUAACCAGAAAGCGUUCUCAUCCCCAGAAAGCCUUAGAGGGAUCAUCUUCACCAUCUUUGAUGUGGUCACCUGCAGAGACAUUAUAUACAUAUAUAUAUAUAUACAGUAUUUACAUUGAUAUGCACAGUAUAUUCAUGGAGUCAUUUCUUUACUGGGCACUAUAUAACACUCUACUCACUGUAUUUGACCUCUCACCUGAGGUUGAUGUAAAGGUUCUUCUGAGUGGGGGGGGGGUGCUGUUUCAGGUCUGCUUUGGGGAUGUGAUUGGUUUUAAUGGGUUACCCCCAUUUUCUUCAUUAUUUAUAUUUGUCCCAUUUUUUCCCCCCGUCUGCUGCUACUGAAAUAAUUUGCAGCGGCCUGUUCUUUUUAAAAGCCGUUCCAUUGUGAUGCGUGUUCUUUAUCAGGGUCUCCGGUGUCGAGCCAUAAGAAAUGGUUGCCUUUUUUUCCUUUUUGUACUCAUGUUAGAGUUUUGCUCAGCCACAGGGCCUGAUGCAGUUUUGUUUCCCGCCUCUUGUAAAUGUCUGGAAUGGGUUUCUGGGUGUUUUAAGGACUACAGUACUUGCUUACAGGAAAUAUGAGACACCUCCUCCUCGAUAAGAACCCCUCCCAAGACACUGGGCAAGGGAUAGCCUCUCAACUGAACUUGCAUGUUUUCACACACUCUGCUGUGCCAUCCAAUUGUACUCGAACCCCAUGUCUCUUUUUAAUGUGCUCAAGUAUUUAAACUCUGUUCUCUCAUAUGUAUUGUCACUAUCAUUUUUAAAAGGUUGACAACAUUAAAGUGCUACUGAAAAACUG
Molecule: messenger RNA, 2962 nt
Organism: Salvelinus namaycush (lake trout)
Lineage: Eukaryota; Metazoa; Chordata; Actinopteri; Salmoniformes; Salmonidae
Gene: chm
Product: CHM Rab escort protein
Exons: 15
Coding region: 29-2047 (672 amino acids)
Biological process (GO): intracellular protein transport; protein geranylgeranylation; small GTPase-mediated signal transduction
Cellular component (GO): Rab-protein geranylgeranyltransferase complex; cytoplasm; nucleus
Molecular function (GO): GDP-dissociation inhibitor activity
Source: RefSeq, a predicted model, not a curated record